Drosophila mauritiana is the source of this 1919-nucleotide messenger RNA. It is a transcript of the gene UGP, whose product is annotated as UTP--glucose-1-phosphate uridylyltransferase. Gene Ontology annotation, biological process: UDP-alpha-D-glucose metabolic process; glycogen metabolic process. The record is from RefSeq and is a predicted model, not a curated record. The transcript has 9 exons. Lineage: Eukaryota; Metazoa; Arthropoda; Insecta; Diptera; Drosophilidae. Gene Ontology annotation, molecular function: UTP:glucose-1-phosphate uridylyltransferase activity. Gene Ontology annotation, cellular component: cytoplasm. The coding region runs from base 278 to 1819 and encodes 513 amino acids.
GAAGAGCAUAAAACGCUCAGAUCUUUUAAAAUUGGACCAAUAAAUUAAUAUCGUAGCGCCCGUUCUAAUUGUUCGUAUCGUGGAUUCGGAGAAGCGGCCAAUAAUCUUGAGAGAACCCAUUUAAUUUUACACUAACAGUUGCGGGUGUAAAAAAAUUUCAGUGUGGUUUCAUAUUCUCUUUGCUUUCAAUUUGUGUGUGUGAGUGUGCAGCAAAACAACUAAAUUAGUGACGCUUAAUUGCUAAAUUACUCAAGUGUUAAAUUUACUUUACUUCAAAAUGCUGGAUGUUCCACAUGAAGCUAAGGUGCGCGGCCACCAGCGAGCACCGUCCGACUCCAAGGAGUUCCAUGAGGUGACCAAACGGGAUGCACUACGUCUGCUGGAGCACGAUGUGGACCGUCUGCUGGAGACCACUGAGAAGGCCCGCCAGCCUGCCCUCAAGGCGGAAAUGGGUCGUUUCGCCGAUCUGUUCGGACGUUUCAUUCAGGAAGAGGGUCCCGCAUUGGACUGGAACAAGAUUCAGAAGCUACCUGAGAAUGCUGUGAUGAACUACUCGAAUCUUAAGUCGCCCAAGAACGAGCAGAAUGAGAUCCGCAACAUGUUGGAUAAAUUGGUGGUCAUCAAGCUGAACGGUGGUUUGGGCACCUCCAUGGGUUGCCAUGGUCCCAAGAGUGUGAUUCCCGUGCGUUCGGACCUUACUUUCCUGGAUCUGACCGUGCAGCAAAUCGAGCAUCUCAACAAGACCUACGAUGCCAAUGUUCCGCUGGUACUGAUGAACUCCUUUAACACCGACGAGGAUACCGAGAAGAUCGUGCGCAAGUACAAAGGAUUCCGUGUGCAGAUCCACACCUUCAACCAGAGCUGCUUCCCGCGCAUCAGUCGCGAGCACUACCUGCCGGUGGCCAAAGACUUUGACGUCGAAAAGGAUAUGGAGGCCUGGUAUCCACCUGGACACGGUGACUUCUACGAUACCUUCCGCAACUCUGGUCUGCUGAAGAAGUUCAUUGAGGAGGGCCGCGAGUACUGCUUCUUGUCCAACAUCGAUAACCUGGGCGCCACCGUCGAUCUGAACAUCCUUAACAAGCUGGUGGGCGAGGAGCGUGCCACCACUCCUGUGGAGUUUGUCAUGGAGGUCACCGACAAGACCCGUGCUGACGUUAAGGGUGGUACUCUCAUUCAAAUGGAAAACAAGCUGCGCCUGUUGGAAAUUGCCCAAGUGCCCCCAGAGCAUGUGGAUGACUUCAAGUCGGUUAAGACCUUCAAGUUCUUUAAUACCAACAACAUUUGGGCCAACCUGGCAGCCAUUGAUCGCGUUUUGCGUGAGCGUACCCUAAACAUGGAAAUUAUUGUGAACAACAAGACGCUGGAGAAUGGAACCCGUGUCAUUCAGCUAGAGACUGCUGUGGGUGCGGCCAUGAAGUGCUUUGACGGCGCCAUCGGCAUCAAUGUGCCCCGUUCCCGUUUCUUGCCCGUGAAGAAGUCUUCAGAUCUGCUGCUGGUCAUGUCUAAUUUGUAUACGCUUAAAAACGGCAGCCUGGUAAUGUCGCCACAGCGAAUGUUCCCUACCACGCCACUCGUCAAGCUGGGAGAGAACCACUUCUCGAAGGUGAAGGAGUUCCUGGGUCGCUUCGCCAACAUCCCGGAUAUCAUUGAGCUGGAUCACUUGACCGUGAGCGGAGAUGUGACUUUCGGUCGUGGCGUUUCUUUGCGCGGCACUGUGAUCAUCAUUGCCAACCAUGGCGAUCGUAUCGAUAUCCCAGCUGGAGCCAUUCUGGAGAACAAGAUUGUAUCUGGCAAUAUGCGCAUCUUGGACCAUUAAAUCAAAUCCUGUGCAAUUGGAUAUCGUCUCACUAACUGUAGCCUAAUUUUCUAAGUUUUAUGUAGUAGCCAUGUUCGCGUUCCAAAUUUCCAAUUACGAA